This is a messenger RNA of Ficedula albicollis (Collared flycatcher), 1013 nucleotides long. RefSeq names its product TIMP metallopeptidase inhibitor 4 (gene TIMP4). Gene Ontology annotation, biological process: negative regulation of membrane protein ectodomain proteolysis; negative regulation of endopeptidase activity. The transcript has 5 exons. The coding region runs from base 1 to 861 and encodes 286 amino acids. Gene Ontology annotation, cellular component: extracellular matrix. Gene Ontology annotation, molecular function: metalloendopeptidase inhibitor activity; protease binding. Lineage: Eukaryota; Metazoa; Chordata; Aves; Passeriformes; Muscicapidae. The record is from RefSeq and is a predicted model, not a curated record.
AUGAGCUUUGAACUGCGGGAAGGCGGAGCCGGGGCUCGGCGCCGGGGCCAUAAAUGCGAGGGUCCCGUGGCAGCCAGGGCGGUCUGGAGGCGGCGAGCGGCGGAGCAUCCCCGGGCGAGCGGCGCAUCCCCGGGCGAGCGGCGCAUCCCCGAGCAUCCCCGAGCAUCCCCGGGACCCCGCAGCGGGCUGCAGCUCCACGAAAGCCUUUCCCCCGAGCGGAGCAUGAGCCGGGCGGGCAGCGGGACCCCCGGGAGCCCCGGGGGCCGAGGGGCAGCGCUGGUGCUGGCGCUGGCGCUGGCGGCGCUGCCCUCUCUGUCUCUUCCAGUGAUCCGAGCAAAAAUAUCCAGUGAAAAGGUGGUUCCUGCCAGUGAUGACCCCCUUGAUACCCACAAAAUGAUCCGGUAUGAAAUCAAACAAAUAAAGAUGUUUAAAGGAUUUGAAAAGCUCAAGGAUGUCCAGUAUGUCUACACCCCUUUCGAUUCAUCACUCUGUGGAGUGAAACUAGAAGCCAACAACAAAAAGCAGUAUCUUCUAACAGGCCAAAUUUUAAGUGAUGGCAAAGUGCUGAUCCACUUGUGCAACUACAUUGAGCCGUGGGAUGAUUUGUCCUUGUCUCAGAAGAAGAGCCUGAACCAGAGGUACCAGAUGGGCUGUGGCUGCAAGAUCACCACGUGCUACUCGGUGCCCUGCUCCAUCUCGGCGCCCAACGAGUGCCUGUGGACGGACUGGCUGCUGGAGCGGCGGCUGCAGGGGCACCAGGCGCGGCACUACGCCUGCAUCCAGCGCAGCGACGGCACCUGCAGCUGGUACCGGGGGGGCCCGCCCCCCGAGAAGGACUUCGUCGACAUCAGCGAGCCCUGAGCGCUGCCUGCUCCCAAAAACACGGCCCUGGGGGCUCCUUCCAGCCCGGCCUGCUGGCACCCGCAGGCCCCAGAGGGGCUGUGGGGCUGGCGCUGCGCAGGGCCAGGGACGAACCUCCUGGGGGUACCUGCUCCGCUCGGGUGUGCUCUGCC